AUUUCUGACCCGACAUGCAAGUGGACGUGCAGCGGCAUGCGGUUUCAUGCAGAACAUGCCAAGCCAUGAAAUCAUCGAAGCAAAAGCCAGCUGGACAGUUGCAGCCGAUUCCGCCGUCUGAGCGCGUGUGGCAGCACGUGAUGAUGGAUUUUUUCACGGGAUUGAUUGCUAAGGACGGCUGUAAUGACGCGAUAUUUGUCGUCGUCGAUAAGCUGACGAAAAUGGCCCACUUCGCCGCUUGCAAAAAAAGCAUCUCGGCCGAUGAAACAACCUGCCUCUUCAUCUCAACCGCCGUUCACCUCCACGGAAUCCCAGCUGCCAUCAUUUUGGAUCGUGACACGAAAUUCACCAACAACUUUUGGCACAAACUCUGGGAACAGUUUGGCACGCGCCUACAGUUCUCCUCCGCUGAGACUGACGGACAGACCGAACGGGCCAAUCAGACGAUGGAGCAGCUGAUUUGCGCCACUUGUGAUGACGUGGCCGACUAGGAGCAACAAUUGCCAAUGAUUGAG
Closterium sp. NIES-67 is the source of this 515-nucleotide messenger RNA. The record is from the annotation of a GenBank genome assembly. Lineage: Eukaryota; Viridiplantae; Streptophyta; Zygnematophyceae; Desmidiales; Closteriaceae.